Oncorhynchus keta (chum salmon) is the source of this 7849-nucleotide messenger RNA. RefSeq names its product host cell factor 1-like. NCBI's taxonomy places the organism in Eukaryota, Metazoa, Chordata, Actinopteri, Salmoniformes, Salmonidae. Gene Ontology annotation, cellular component: histone methyltransferase complex. The record is from RefSeq and is a predicted model, not a curated record. Gene Ontology annotation, biological process: regulation of DNA-templated transcription; chromatin remodeling. The coding region runs from base 259 to 5259 and encodes 1666 amino acids. The transcript has 29 exons. Gene Ontology annotation, molecular function: protein binding; transcription coactivator activity.
CAUAAAUAGCACAACUCUUAUAUAUGCUUAAUCGUGUACUAAACUGAAAUAUGUGUGCAUCGCCAUCUUUAUUAAGGGACAAUGUAGUAUGAUAACUUCCAACGAACUAAAUUCAAUAUUUGAUGUCCAAAUAAGAUGGCAGCUUCCAGGCAGGCAUGAGAGGGAAUACUUCUUCACAAAUCGAAUGAAUUUGGGCUAGUGAUUCAUGAGUAGACACCCAAAUCGUCUUAUUGGAAAUAGUACACCGAAAGAAAGGACAUGACUGGUUCAGCUCUACAGCCACGAUGGAAGCGGGUACUGGGAUGGUCUGGCCCUGUCCCUCGGCCCAGACAUGGUCACAGAGCCGUUGCUAUAAAGGAAUUGAUGGUUGUUUUUGGAGGAGGAAAUGAAGGAAUUGUGGAUGAGUUGCAUGUCUACAACACAGCAACAAACCAAUGGUUUAUCCCUGCGGUUCGUGGUGAUAUUCCCCCUGGAUGUGCUGCAUAUGGUUUUGUUUGUGAUGGCACCCGGCUUCUGGUGUUUGGUGGAAUGGUGGAAUAUGGAAAAUACAGCAAUGAUCUCUAUGAGCUACAGGCCAGCAGAUGGGAAUGGAAAAAGUUGAAAGCUAAGACUCCCAAAAAUGGCCCACCUCCCUGUCCUCGACUUGGCCACAGUUUCUCGCUGGUGGGUAACAAGUGCUACUUGUUUGGAGGACUGGCUAAUGACAGCGAGGACCCCAAAAACAACAUCCCCAGAUACCUGAAUGAUCUGUACACCCUGGAGCUUCGUGCUGGCUCCAGUGUUGUGGGCUGGGAUAUACCAAUUACUUAUGGUGUUUUGCCACCUCCUCGCGAGAGCCACACUGCCGUAGUGUACACAGAAAAGGACAGCAAGAAAUCUCGCCUGAUCAUCUAUGGAGGGAUGAGUGGCUGUCGUCUGGGAGAUCUAUGGACACUUGACAUCGACACCCUGACCUGGACUAAGCCAUCAGUGAAUGGCACAGCACCUCUGCCCAGGAGUCUUCACUCUGCCACCACCAUCACAAACAAGAUGUUUGUGUUUGGGGGGUGGGUUCCCCUGGUUAUGGAUGAUGUGAAGGUGGCCACACAUGAGAAGGAAUGGAAGUGCACAAACACACUGGCCUGCCUAAAUCUUGACUCCAUGGCCUGGGAAUCAGUGGUGAUGGAUACUCUGGAGGACAAUAUCCCAAGGGCCCGGGCAGGACAUUGCUCGGUGGCCAUCAACUCUAGGUUGUAUGUCUGGAGUGGCCGUGACGGUUACCGUAAAGCAUGGAACAACCAAGUCUGCUGUAAAGACCUCUGGUACCUUGAAACAGAGAGGCCACACGCUCCCUCGAGAGUGCAGCUAGUCCGUGCCAACACCAACUCCCUGGAGGUAAGCUGGGGCGCUGUGUCCACUGCAGACACCUAUCUGCUGCAGCUACAAAAGUACGACAUUCCUGCUGCCACUGCUGUGACCUCGCCGGCCCUCAAUGCCGCCACCUCUCUGCAAGGGAACUUGCCUAAGGGCCCAGCCACAGCUGCUCCCUCUGCUCAGAACCUACCACACACAGGUAUCACUAUUGUGCCCCAGGCUUCUUCCCCUACAAUCCUUCCCAACAUUCCCAGAAGCCCGCUGGCUGCCUCCACAGCUCAUGGGCCAGCUAUCUUGAAGGUUGCAGCGCCUCCGUCUGGCACGGGUACCUCCCUUGUCACUGUGCGACCCAACCAGGCUGGAAAAUCCCCUGUCACACUUCUUCCAGGAGUUCGCAUGGUUGUUCCUGCCCAGACCGCCCAAGGAACACCAGUCGGCAGCAGCCCUCAGAUGAGUGGCAUGGCAGCUUUGGCUGCAGCUGCAGCAGCCACACAGAAGAUCCCACCUUCUUCAAGCACUGUACUCAACAUUCCAGCAGGUGCCACCCUUGUCAAAACCAUGGCUGGCGGCUCCACCACAGUCAAAAUGGCAUCUCCUCUCAUGGUUAGUAACCCGGCCACUCGCAUGCUGAAAACAGCUGCAGCUCAGGUGGGCACAGCGACCGUAUCGUCACCCAACUCGCCCAACAGGCCUAUCAUCACUGUGCACAAGUCGGGCACGGUUACCGUAGCCCAGCAACACCAGGUGGUUACCACCAUGGUGGGAGGAGUCACCAAGACCAUCACCCUGGUCAAGAGCCCCCUCACAAUGGGAGGCAGCGGCACUUUGCAGAUCUCCAACCUUGGCAAGAUGAUGUCUGUGGUACAAACCAAGCCAGUGCAGACAUCGGCUGUUACAGGCCAGGCUUCCACUAACCCUCUCACACAGCUCAUACAGACCAAGGGUUCUCUCCCUGCCGGCACCAUACUGAAGCUGGUGACCUCAGCGGACGGCAAGCCCACCACCAUCAUCACCACAUCCCAGGCGGGAGGAACCGGGAACAAACCCACCAUCCUGAACAUCAGCGGCAUGUCGCCCACCAUAACCAAACAGGGUACCACCAUCAUCAAGACCAUCCCUAUGUCUGCUAUUAUGACCCAGCCUGGAGCCACAGUGACCAGCAGCACAGGGAAGACGCCCUAUACCAUCAUCAGCACCAAGAUGAUGACCACUGGCACUCCAGGCAAAAUCAUCACUACCAUGCCCAAGCUUGGCACUGCAACUGGCCAGCAAGGGCUGACACAGGUGGUUUUGAAGGGAGCCCCGGGCCAACCUGGCACCAUUCUGCGCACUGUACCCAUGGGUGGAGUCAGACUCGUCACCCCGGUCACGAUGUCUUCUGUCAAGCCCAAUAUAACUACACUGGUCGUCAAGGGAACAACUGGUGUCACCACCCUGGGGACUGUCACAGGGACAGUCUCCUCCAGUCUGGCAGGGAGCAUUGUAGCCAGUGCCAAUGCCUCUCUGGCAACUCCAAUCACCACCCUUGGCACCAUCGCCACCCUGUCCAGCCAAGUUAUCAACCCCACUGCCAUCACUGUGUCAGCAGCCCAGACCAGUCUGACCACAGCUACUACCCUUUCCGCUUCCACCAUGUCAGCAAACCAGCCUACCCAGGUGACUCUCAUCACCACCCCCAGCGGGGUUGAGGCCCAGCCAGUGCAGGACCUGCCUGUGUCCUUCCUGGCCUCCCCCACCUCUGAGCAGCCUUCUUCCACUGAGGUCGGGGAUGUCCCUGGCACUGUCACCGUGGUCUGCUCCAACCCCCCCUGUGAGACCCACGAAACAGGAACCACCAACACCGCAACCACAGCCUCCUCCGAUAUAGGUGGGGUGCAGAGGGUCUGCUCCAACCCCCCCUGUGAGACCCACGAGACGGGCACCACCAACACCACAACGACCGCCUCCACCAACAUGGGCGGGGCAAUGAGGACGAGCACCUCUUCUUCCCCCGGAACCGCCACAGGCAACCAGGGACCAGAGAACCUGAGCACCGGCACCACAUUCACCCCCACCACGGCAUGCUCCAACAUGGGCUCAGCCCAAACCGGAACUGUGCAGAGUCCCAAGCCAGCCGUGGGCUCUACUAUGUGCUUAAACCCACCCUGCGAGACACAUGAAACAGGCACAACCAACACUGCCACUCAGUCCUUGUCCAGCAUGGGUAAUGGGCAGACUGGCACUGUACAGAGGGUGUGCUCAAACCCACCCUGCGAGACUCACGAAACUGGGACCACCAGCACCCCGUCCCAGGCCAGCUCAAACAUGGCCGGAAACCAGACGGGGACAGCGCAGAGGGUGUGUUCCAACCCCCCCUGUGAAACCCACGAGACUGGCACCACCAACACGGCAACUACUGCCACAGCAGAUGGAGCAGACAGUGCCACCAGCAGUACAGAGACUCCUUCCACCACUGCAUCAGAAACAACCCCAGCCACCAUCCAGAGCAGAGCCAUCACUACUGUGACUCAAUCCACACCAGCCCCGGGGCCCUCAGUACCUUCCAUUUUGUCGAUCACUGAGGGUGCUGCGGGUUCCACAGAAGAGCCCAUGCAGACAGACGCGGCCACGGAGGGGGGAGAGACCGCUAUGGAGACUGGGCUGUCCCCAGAGCUGUCAGAGGGACAGAUGGGGACAGGUCUGUCUGCAGAGGAGCUGGCUGUGACCGCAGCGGCGGAGGCAGCGGCGCAGGCUGCAGCCACAGAGGAGGCCCAGGCCCUGGCCAUUCAGGCAGUCCUCCAGGCAGCACAGCAGGCAGUCAUGAACGAGGGUGAUUCUGGCUCGACCGGACAGCAGGCCAUCACAAUCCCCAUCGUCCUGACCCAGCAGGAGUUGGCAGCCCUGGUCCAGCAGCAGCACCAGCUCCAGGAGGCUCAGGCCCAGGCUCAGGCCCAGGCUCUGGCCCAGCAGCAAGGAAAUGCCCAGGCCCUACCCACUGAGGGCCUUGCCCCCGCAGACAGCCUCAACGACCCUGCGUCUGAGAGCAACGGACACCCCGAGAUGGCUGCAGCUGUCUCCAGCGCUGUGGCAUCACUGCUGCCGCGCACAUCCACUGAGACCCUGGCCCCCUCAAGCACAUUUUCUGUUGCCAGUCCAGCCAAGCUACAAGCUGCUGUAGCAGAGGUGGCCAAUGGCAUUGAGGGUGGGAAGCUAAACCCUCAACCAGCCCCUAUCAAGACUCUUGUAAAAAAAGAGAACCAGUGGUUUGACGUUGGCAUCGUCAAGGUGACAAACAUGGUGGUUACGCACUUCAUCCCAGAGGACGAUUCUCAAGUGGAGGAUGACUCUGGUGCCAUCCCAGACCAUAACCAGAUGAAGAAAAUGGAGCUGCAGCCUGGCACAGCCUACAAGUUCCGUGUCGCUGGUAUCAACGCUUGUGGUCGUGGUUUCUUCUCAGAGAUAUCUGCUUUUAAGACCUGUUUACCAGGCUUCCCUGGAGCACCUUGUGCCAUUAAAAUCAGCAAGAGCCCAGAUGGUGCCCACCUCACCUGGGAGCCUCCCUCUGUGACAUCAGGGAAGAUCAUUGAGUACUCUGUGUACCUGGCCAUCCAGAGCACCCAGACAGCUGAGCCCAAAGCCUCCACCCCAGCCCAGCUGGCCUUCAUGCGGGUGUACUGUGGGCCCAACCCCUCCUGCUUGGUGCAGUCCUCCAGCCUCUCCAAUGCCCACAUAGACUACACCACCAAGCCCGCCAUCAUCUUCCGCAUAGCUGCGCGCAACGAGAAGGGCUACGGCCCUGCCACACAAGUUCGAUGGCUGCAAGAGUCCAGCAAAGAUGGAGCCUCGGCAAAACUUGCCCCAAAAAGACCAGUUUCCUCGCCUGAUGCUAAGGCUGCUGGUCAAAAGAAAGCAAGAACGGACCCGUGAGAUUGCACAGAUGACACCCCCCACUGUCCUUUUUGACCAGGAAGACUGAUUCCUCCAUCCUCAUCCUGACUUCACCCCAUUCUCAAGUUAACCGACAUCCAGCCAGCAACAUAAACAAAAUGGCAGCAGAAACCCUUGAUGGAAGUCAAUAAGAGAUAUGGUUCUGUAGACAAGACCCUUUUUCUAUUUGUCCCACUAUUUCUGGAGCAACACAUUUAAAAAAGCACGUUAUAGAUUUUACUUCAUAACUUUUUUUUAGUUUUUUCUCACUCUAGCUACUUUUAUUAUACAUCUUUUUGGCUACUUUCAGUAGUUCAGCAAUUGUAGAGAAACAUUUACAGCUUCACAAGCUGUGAGCCGGCUUGAGCUUAAUGUUCUUUUUUUGGUGGGGAGGGGGUUGUAGUGAGACUACACGAGCUGAUGUACAGUUUGAGGAUGUGCUGAACAAGAGGCAGUGGUGGUGUUUGUUCCUCCCAUCUAAACUAUCAAAAUGGAGAAAACAAACAAAAGGGGUGAUUUUUUUCCCUCAAGGAGAAAUGUGCUUAAUUUAAGAAACCAAUCGAUUCUGAUAUCAUACUGGAUUCCAGUCUCCUAGUAAUCUCAUCAGUGUGCUUUUCCCCUGAGAUGAGAACUGAGGUCUGAUGCUAUGAAGAGGACAACGAAUCUGAUGACGAAGGAAAACAUGUAGUGAGACUGACUUUUCUAGGACUGAAACUUGCAGCAUACACACACAUCUUGCAAAAAUCUUCCCCAGAAAUUAGCAAGCACUGAUGCAGAAGAUAUUUGUGUAGUUUAUUUUUGUAUUUUUUUAAGCUUUUCAUUGUCACUGCAUUUUUAAAACGUCAACUCCUUUAUUUUGUUGUGUGUUUACUAUUGUUCGUCUCCAUUGUUUUCAAGUGUUGGUGGGAAGACGGGUGGCAGUGCUGAAGUAGCCACUAUAUUUUUAAAUCCUGGUUCGAUCAGUUGUAUGUUGUAUCAGAGGGUAUGAAAAAUAAAGACUUUUGUAUUUGUUCUGACUAGGUCCCCAGAUGUAAUAGGACUGAAGGGAUUUUCAAACAGACCCAGGGAGAGGAGUGCUUUUACUUUGUUUACCACAUCUUUCAAUGCUUGUAUCACUGUGUGUAUGCCAAACAUGGAAAAUUAAUGAAGAAAAAUCUGAUCCGUUGUCAUACUCCUUCCCCGCACAUUUAUUUUAGAACGGGUAUCCUUAACUGGCGGCCCACGUUUAGCGCCCCCCAAAAGAGUAUAUUUUUGUUGUUGGACAUAAUACUGUAAAAACAUCAGGAAAUCCGCUCCGAGUGAUUUUUAAUUUAGGAAAUCUGUUCCGAAGUAUUUUCAUGCAUAAUAGAGAUGUGAUUGUGUACACAUGUAGCAAGGUUUGAAAUUAUUGUUUUAGUCAUAUCUGGUUGGGCUUCUUUCGGUCAAUUUGCAGUCUACACAUUUUUUUGUAAUUAUAUUCCGGCCUCGCGACCAACCACUCAAGAAAAAAAUUCAGCCUGCAGCUUAAUCGAGUUGGUGAUCAUUGUGUUAGACAGAAAAAUUAUAGUGGUAGAUUUCCUUUCCUUAAACUGUUAGGAACCACCAAAUCCAAUUUACAUGUCUUUUUAGGCUCUUAUUUGAACAACUAUAGAGGUGAGGUGUGCAAGUUAAUUGUGAAAAGUAUACCUUUUAAAUUGGGAUAUUUUGGUGGGAAGGAAGAAGCAUAGCCAGAGUUUGGACUCGCUUGUAAAUUAGUUGUUCCAGAGCAAGAAUAAAGUAACAUCUUGGCAUUUUUAUAUAAUUACCUGUACCAAAAUGUCUUUACAUGUUGGUCAUCUCUCACUUGCCUUUUGUGUCUAGACUUGUAAAAGAAACUCUCCCUGAUUCAAUUGCUAUGACUUGCAUUUAUUUAACAGAUUUGCAAGUCUGAAACACAGCAAGGUUCAUUACCGAAACAUUUGUCUUCAGGAUAAAUCACACAGAGUUUUAUAAAGAGGGAAAUCUUGGAGUGGACAUGACUGUAUUCAGUAGCUAGUGAAAUAAAGAGUUUUCAGAAUGGAAAUGACCAGAGAACAAGUGAAGUCAGGGGAGAAUGUGUUACCUCUUGAGAUUGUAGUACUUGCAUCUUGGUUUAAUUUCUUCUCUGGGCAUCACCUUAGUCUCCAGAUUAUCCUGAUUUAUUUCUAUAAUGAAACCACUGUUUCAUAUACAUCCAUGAUUUUGUACGUGUCAGUCAGUGUCUGUUGAGCAAAGCUAGACAUGCAUGCAACCAGUGUAUUUUAGUAGUAAAUGCCUUAAGUUUGACCAUAAGCUGAAGGAUAAAAAAAAAAAAGUUUUUACAUUUAAUGAGUUUGUUCCCUUCAUGUGGUAUACAAAUGUGUCCUUUUCUUCCACAGUACCUUUACCGGGUCACUAUUUUUGCACAGUGCCGAGGUCUUUCAGAACUUUACCUCCCGCAGUGGGGCAGGUGCUGGUCUUAGCACUGACACUUGUGAGUUUCUUCCAGCUGUUUGCAGGUUGUCUGGAAUUGUCCUGUAUUUUCCGAUGUGUGUUUUUUGUACUGUAGGGAGUAAUGUAUCUUUUAACAUCAAAAUAAACAUGUUAAACAUCA